AUGCGUGGACUUUCUGGUUAUCACAUCAUGAUAGUCUCGAAGUACUUCGACGACUUUAGAGACUUUAUUAACUUGGAGUUGGUAUGCAAGAAAUUUAGAGGGAAUAUGGAGAAGUUUCACUUCAACCCGAUUUCGUUAAAUUCCAAAACACUUGGAUACUUCCCAAACAUUGAGACACUUCAUUUGUGGGAUGAAGAAGAUGAGAAUUUCGGCAAUGGAUUUAUGAUGAACACAAAAGAAAAAGUAGAGUGUGAAAAGAAAGGUGUUUUAAAAAGAGAAUUCUUUCAAAUCAUUGUGUGGUUCAAUGUUGACUUUGAAACUGUUGACAGAAACAAAAGUCGAGACAUUGAGUUUAAAAAUGUUACUUACACUAAAAAUGAUAGAAAGAAAUUUGGUAAUGACAUACCAUCAAGUGUUACAUCUAUUGGUAACGAUUGUUUCAGUUAUUGCAGUAAUUUGACAAGUGUUUUAAUACCAUCAAGUGUGACAUCAAUUGCUUCAUGGUGUUUCAAUGGAUGCAGUAAUUUGAGCAGUAUUACAAUACCAUCAAGUGUAAAAUCAAUUGGUUAUUAUUGUUUCAAUGGAUGCAUUAGUUUGAGUAGUGUUACAAUACCAACAAGUGUGACAUCAAUUAGUGAUUUUUGUUUCGGUGAAUGCAAUAGUCUAAGUAGUGUUACAAUACCACCAAGUAUUACAUCAAUAAAUAAAAGUUGUUUCAGUGGAUGCAGUAGUUUAAGCAGUAUUACUAUACCAUCAAGUGUGACAUCAAUUGGUGAUCGUUGUUUCUCUGAAUGCUAUAGUUUGACAAGUGUUACAAUACCACCAAGUGUUAUAUCAAUUGGUUAUUGUUGUUUCAAUGGGUGCAAAAAAUUUAAGUAG
Molecule: messenger RNA, 879 nt
Organism: Entamoeba invadens IP1
Lineage: Eukaryota; Evosea; Mastigamoebida; Endamoebidae
Exons: 1
Coding region: 1-879 (292 amino acids)
Source: RefSeq, a predicted model, not a curated record